Polypterus senegalus (gray bichir) is the source of this 6091-nucleotide messenger RNA. It is a transcript of the gene grk6, whose product is annotated as G protein-coupled receptor kinase 6. Gene Ontology annotation, molecular function: G protein-coupled receptor kinase activity; ATP binding. Bases 132 to 1859 code for a protein of 575 amino acids. The transcript has 16 exons. NCBI's taxonomy places the organism in Eukaryota, Metazoa, Chordata, Cladistia, Polypteriformes, Polypteridae. Gene Ontology annotation, biological process: protein phosphorylation; signal transduction; regulation of signal transduction. The record is from RefSeq and is a predicted model, not a curated record. Gene Ontology annotation, cellular component: plasma membrane; cytoplasm.
GCAGGGUUCAGAGAACGAAAGGAGCGCAGCUUGAGGCGGCUUGCGCUUUAGCUUUGGGGGGGGGGGGAGCAAGCCGACGCUGCUAGUUUGGGGACGACGUUUGGCCAGUGGCGCCCUCCACUCAACAGAUAAUGGAGCUCGAGAAUAUUGUGGCUAACACUGUGCUUCUCAAGGCAAGGGAAGGAGGUGGUGGAAAUAGAAAAGGAAAGAGUAAGAAAUGGAAACAGAUGCUUCAAUUUCCUCAUAUUAGCCUAUGUGAAGAAUUACGGCAGAGCAUUGAGAAAGACUACAACAGCCUGUGUGAAAAGCAGCCCAUUGGACGCCUCUUAUUCCGACAAUUCUGUGACACCAGGCCAGAACUAGCACGGUGUGUUAAAUUCCUGGAUACUGUGGCAGACUAUGAAGUCACACCAGACGAAAAAAGAAAAGAAUGUGGGCAGCAAUUGAUUGAAAAAUACUUAAAUCCAAAGUCAGAUGAAUAUAUCUCUGAGAUACCACAGGAGCUGGUGGGUAGCUGCAUUGAAACUCUGGACCAGGAGCCUUGCAAGGAGCUAUUUAAAGAGAGUACUAAUCUGAUCCAUGACUAUUUAAGUGUGGCACCAUUUGCAGAUUACCUUGAUAGCAUGUUCUUCAAUAGAUUUCUUCAGUGGAAAUGGCUGGAAAGGCAGCCAAUUACAAAGAAUACAUUUCGCCACUACCGUGUUCUUGGAAAGGGAGGCUUUGGAGAAGUAUGUGCCUGUCAAGUGCGAGCAACUGGUAAAAUGUAUGCUUGUAAGAAGCUUGAAAAGAAGAGAAUUAAAAAGAGAAAGGGAGAGUCAAUGGCAUUAAAUGAGAAGCAAAUUUUGGAAAAAGUGAACAGUAGGUUUGUAGUGAGUUUAGCAUAUGCCUAUGAGACUAAAGAUGCCUUGUGCCUCGUGCUUACACUCAUGAAUGGCGGGGAUCUCAAGUUCCAUAUUUACCACAUGGGUGAUGCUGGUUUUGAUGAAAAGAGAGCUGCCUUCUAUGCAGCUGAGCUUUGUUGUGGGCUAGAGGAUCUACAUAAAGAGCGGAUUGUUUACAGGGAUCUAAAGCCAGAAAAUAUCUUGUUAGAUGACCAUGGUCACAUCCGUAUUUCAGACUUGGGAUUAGCUGUUUAUGUGCCAGAAGGUCAAACAAUAAAAGGCAGAGUUGGAACUGUGGGAUACAUGGCUCCAGAAGUAGUUAAAAAUGAACGGUACACAUUCAGCCCAGACUGGUGGGCUCUAGGCUGCCUUAUUUAUGAGAUGAUAGAGGGACAAUCUCCCUUCCAGCAACGUAAAAAAAAGAUCAAAAGAGAUGAAGUAGAGAGACUAGUAAAAGAAGUGCGAGAGGAAUAUUCAAACAAGUUCUCCGAAGAAGCAAAAUCUCUCUGCACAACGCUUUUGAAUAAGGAUCCAAAUGAGCGACUCGGGUGUAAAGGGGGUGGAGCGUCAGAAGUGAAGUCUCACGUGCUGUUCGCAUCUGUCAAUUUUAAACGACUAGAGGCUGGCAUGUUGGAACCUCCAUUCAUUCCUGAUCCACAAGCUAUCUAUUGUAAAGAUGUGCUGGAUAUUGAACAGUUUUCCACUGUGAAAGGAGUAGAGUUGGAACCCACUGAUAACGACUUCUACAGUAAAAUUUCCACCGGUAGCGUCUCCAUUCCCUGGCAGAAUGAGAUGAUUGAAAUGGAAUGCUUCAAAGAACUUAAUGUUUUCAACGUUGAUGAAUCUGUACCACCAGAUUUAGACUGGAGGGGUCAGCCCUCAUCUCAGCCAAAACAAGGGUUACUGCAGAGACUCUUCGGUAGGCAGGACUGCUGUGGAAACUGUAGUGACAGUGAUGAAGAACCAACAAGGCUCUGAUGAGACAGGUGCUAGGAGGAAUUUAUCUUGUGUUAUCCUCCAUGGAAAGCGAUCCUUGCCACAGAGGACUCAAUUUGUUUACAGUUUUUUUUGCACAUUUGUAUUUUUAAUGAUAUUCUAUAUAAAUAUGAGAAUGUAUAUUUUCAGUGUAUAGCCAGGCAGUAAAUCUAUUUAAGAAGAAAAGAGUAAAAUAUAAUAUUGAAUGUUGGUUCAUAUGUAAUGUGACAGAAAGAAUGGAGUCCAGCCCUGGUAAUGUGUACAUUUACGACAGCCACACACUGUUGUCUUUGGUUUUCUAUUAGUCCUCGCCUGUUGUUGCCAGCACUGCCACUACGGAAGAACUGUCUUAAAUGAGGCUGGUUUUCUUAGUUUUUAAUUAGUGGUACAUAACUGGGUAAUCGGAAUAAUUCAUUUUGUUUCAUUUCAGUGUUAAAUUCUGAUUUUUGCACAUGGUUUGUUUAUUAGUGUAAGAUUACAGUAUCUCUUUACAAAAGUGUAAAUAACAGAAUAACUCUAGAAUAUCCCAAAGCUUGUUAAAACUUAGGCUGGAAAUAUUUUAUAAAACAGUAAUCUAAUAAUUAUUCAUUUGACUGUUUUUUGAAGAACAAAAUUGUUUUAAAUGGAAAAUUCCAAGUGAAAUCUUGUAAGUAAAUAUUAUUGUGAUGACAUUUUAUUACUUUUAUUUUCAUUUUUGUUUAACUAAUUGUACAAGUUUCUUUAGUUGAACAUAGUUUUUUUUUUUUCCUUUUGAGGAAAAACAUUUUACAACAUAAUAUAUCGAAAGCAGGUACUGUUCAUUAGCUUGCAUUUCAAACUUAAGUUUUGCAAUUGCAGUUCUUACAAGAGACUGCAGUCUGGAAAAGAAGAAAAUUUGAAAUUGGUCAAAACCCAUUUUUCAAGGUAACAGGAGUUUAUCAUGCCAUGUUUUGUGUAGUACUACCCUACACUUAUCAAAGUGCAUGUUAGUUCAGUUUACCAUUACCAGGGUUGGCUGGCGACAGGAGGGUAUAGCGUCAUAUCAAUUUUCUGUUUUUUAAAUGUAACAUUAAUAGUUCUGCAUCACAUUCUAGCAUUGUAGAGACACUGAAAGAAAGGCAUUCCUGCUUUCUUACCCUCAUCCUCUAGUUAUUCAUACUACACAUUAAAAUGUUAAACUGAAUUAUUUUGCCAAAAACAAAAAUACGUAUUAAUGUGCAAUCCCUUUGAUACACUUAAAGCAUUCUAUUCACUCCCUCAAGGUUACGAUUUUCUAUAGAGAGGUGAUUUCUUUAAGCUUCUGCUGCAAACUGAAUGCACAGUUGUGCAUUUCCCAGUAUUGCUGUCCUUUAUCUGUCUACAAACUACUCCUGGAUCGAGCAGCAUACAGUGCUUAGGUGUAUUUCAAGUCCUUGUGUCAUAUUGUUUGUAACCCUGAAUGUGUUUAGUAAAUCAGUAUUGCAAACAACAGUGAACAAUGCUGGAUAACUCACUAGGUAGUACUUCACGUCCAUUAGCAUUUUUGUAUAUUAAAAAAAAACAUAGGAAAUUACACUUUGGGAUUAUAUUAAUAUGUAGUAUCCUCAGAUUUAAAAGAUGUUGUUUACUUGCGCCUGGAUUUCAUUAUUGAUGAAAAGAGAUGUGUAUCAUGCUGUUACUUUAAGCAACUGUACAACAUUAUGGUGGCUUAAAUGAAAUGCUAUUUUAUCAUUUUAUGGAAAACAACUAAAGCUUUAAUUAAUUUACCUAGGCAGAAUCAGUACGUUUCAUAGUUAUCAUGACCAUUUGAUACUUAUUUUAAUAUCAAGACAUUUUUAAUAAUCUAAAAGAGUGGAGCUAUCAUGAGUUACCUAAACUAGGUUUUAUGCUUAUAAAAUGUACUCGUCUGAUCUGAAUCUGAUUUUAUCCUUAUCGUGAAAAUGUCAGACAUUUUCAUCUUUAUUUUUUCCUGUAUCAGCAGUAGUUUGUGGGUAGAUGAAGGACUCUUUCUGGGUGACACAAUCUUUGCCUACUCUUUUAAAUGUGGUAAUCGCAUUCCUAGAAACUUUACUUUUAAGAAUAUUUGUUCGCCACAAUCGGCUCUGCAGAUCUGUAUCAUUCUAUAACCAAUGGACUUUACUGUUCCUUCACCACACCGCAACAGAAACUUUCAUUAUUUUUUUCCACUGUUCUGUAAAAACACCAAGAUGCUUUAAAGUUUCUAACAGAAUUUGGUAAAACGUGUUUGCCCCAGCAUCAUCACAAACUUGUAUUAUCGUCUGGUGUUGCUGUGUGAUUGCUGCCUACGUAGCAGUUCUACUGGUUUUGAUCCUUGUGCUUACAGGACAUCUGCUGUUUUAAUGUUGACUACUGGUGCCUUUUUCCUGUUUUAUGUUUUCCUUUUCAUUUUGUAAAUUAAAGGUACUGUAUAAAAUAUUGUAUAGGCAAAAGGAAUAUAUGAGAUUGUAUAUAAUGAUACCAGUGAAGCCUAUCUUACAACAUACUGUAGAAGACAUUUAGCAUACUAUGUUUUUUUUAAAUCUAUUUUUAUAUGAAUUGUACAAUCAGGUUUUUGUUUUCUAGUUAAAGCACAUUUUAUGUUUGUUUACUUUGUCCUGUUUGUGAAAAAACCACUGCUGAAGCCUUUUUAAAAUGAAAGGUUUGUAUUCAAAAUCUAAGUUAACAAAGCUGAUGCUUUACAAUACAUUUAUGAGGUGGAACACAUUUCAUCAGUUCAUAGAAAACCGGCACAUUGUCAGGCCCUCUGAUACGGGGUUUGUGUUCUCAAGCUCCUCUGCUAAUGCAGACUAAUCCUGCGGCCUUAUUUCAACAUAUUCUGAAGUUUUGUGCUCUUUCAACUGUUUAUCCAAAAUACAUUCCAUUGUGUAAGUUUCCAUGCUAUACUGUGUAAACCCUUUAUAUUUAUAAUUUAGCAAUAAUGUAGGUAUCAGCAAUUUGUAAAGUAGAAGAUUACAUUUAUUUUUUUGAGCCACGUUCCAACACUGUGAAUCAGAGGGAUGACAGGCAUAGUUGUGUUUUGCUUGCACUGCACUGAUGUUCAUUUGUAUGUUUUUGUAAUGUUUUAUUUUAGUACUGUUGUUUAAAAUUCAAAUGUAUGUUGACCAAAUGUAAGCAGAAAUUUAAUAAAGGACAGAAUGGGUAUCAGCAUAUAGUUCUAAUUUUGAACUUUCUCUGUCCAAAGAAAAAAUGUGCAUGAUGGGCCAUUACUUUUAACAUCUUAAAACAUAGGAGUAGUUUUACUUUCUUGCAAAUGUGAGCCAAGUAAAUAUUAAUAGUUCACAAAUCAUCCCGGAUUGUUUGAUGUCAAGGCCUACCUGAUUGGGUUUAUAUUCCCAGUCACCAUUCUGGCAGCAACUUAAAAGACUGACCCUUAACGAUUGACUUGUUUCGUUUUAAGCAAAGUGCGCAGACACUUUUUCUGAACCCAACUACACCUGCCUUUAAACCAAGAUAAUAUUGUGUUUCUCUCAGCCGAACUAUGACUUUCCACAACCACUUGAAACUGCAGUUAGACCUGAUCAGAACGGUUUCAUCUGUAAAUAGCCUUUUCUGUUGCUAGUCCUGUAUGCCAUGUUGAAUAUACUCGAUAUAUGUUGUUGCCCUUCUACAAAGUGGCAUUUAUGUGCAAAUGAUGCCGUCUUAAUAAGACAUCUGUAAGCAGCCAAAGUACUUCAUAGAAUUUAAAAACGUUCUUGUGUAGAUUUAAGCAAAUUUAGAGACUAAAUUACCAAAAACUAAGCAUGCACCUUUGUUAUUUUUAUGAAAAUUUAAUGUUAAAGUCAGUUCUUAAAUAGUUGUAUCAUGCUUUAGUCACAUUCCUGUAAGUGGCUACUUUAUCAGGGAUAUAAACAUCUUUUGUCUACACUCUAAGUGGCAAAAAUAUAUAUAUGGUAUAUAUAUGUUUAGCGUUAGCUAAUGGUGUUUUUUAAUGAUGAAAUGGCAUACAUCUAUAAAUUGAAUUUUAGGAUAUUAUUUGUGAAAUGUCACAUUUUGUAAUGCCAUCCUGUAAAAACACAUCAUUUUUAUUUCAGGCUGCUUAUUCCUGUUAUAUUUAUGAACAUUACACCAAUUCUGUUGUCCUUUGUUGUUACACCUAGUCAUUGGAAUUAAUUGUUACAUGAGAAGUCACGACAGCCUAUUAGUAUUUGAACACAUACUGCUUGUCUAAAAAAGUAUCCUGAUAUCUGUUCUAUUUUAAUAUUUUGUGCACUUAAACUCUCCUUUUGAAUACUGAAUAAAUGAUAUAUUUUACUCAA